AUGGAAUUCAAUGAAUAUAAUUAUAUGUAUACAAAUCCUCCACCCAAUGUUGGAUACGGUAUGAUGCAGCCAGCGAUGAUGGUACCAGUGUUUGGACACCAAUAUUAUAAUCCACAACAAGCCCUGCAGCAACAACAACAGCAGCAGCAACAACAACAACCAACGGGUCUGUCCAACUCCACUGGCAUGCCACAGCCACCACCACAGCAAUAUGUCACUACCAACCAGUUAUCUCAGUCAACACCACAGUUUUCGACCAAUGUACAUGCCUAUCCCACACCCCAAUAUAUUUAUCAACCACAAAGCCAACCCAUUUAUACCGCCAAUGUACAACAGCAACAGCAGCAACAACAACAACAACACUCGCCCAAUGGAACGCCGAUCACUUCGCAACACCCCAUUUCACAACCGAUCAUGAUGGACAUGCAUCAUGCAUACCUACCAUAUAACAACUUUUUAGUUUCACAACCACCCAACAUGCAGCAGCAACAACAAUCGCCCAUGAUGUCGUCGCCCACCGCCAAAUCACCCUCAACCAGUCCAAUUUCGAAUUCACAAUAUAUAAGCAAUGCCACACCUGCACCAGCAACCCAAUCAAUUUCACAGCCAUUAACUCAACCAAUUUCAAAUAUACAACAACAAGCACAACCAGCACCAGUAGCACCACUAAAACCUAAAUUCUCACUACCACUUCACAAUUUAAAUAAUCAACAGUCCAACACUGGUCCAAUUUCACCAAAAUCCACAAUCUCUACGACACCCAAGAAGCCUUAUUCACCUCGUUCCUCAAAAUCUAAAAGUUCCACUCUCAUCUCACACCAAUUGCCUCUGUCGCCAUCGACCCUCAAGAAUGCUGGAUUGAGCUCGGCGUCGACUCCACUCUUUACCAAUCCAAAUCAGCAACAUGUAACACCAAAUACCACUCCACGUUCGCCACUAUCCGGUUCACUAGAGCUCGGCUGUUCAACUGCAGAUAGUUCUCUCGGUCCAUACCAAAGCACCUCCACAUUUAACUCGCCUCGAAAUCUUUCGAGUGCUGCCAACUCACCUCAACAACAACAAUCACCAAAAUCUUUAAUUAUUCCACAAGCUAUUUCAAUGGUAAAUGAUUUACAACAACAACAGCAACAACAUCAACAACAUCAAGAUCAACAACAACAACAUUUACAAUAUUUCAAUAAUGUGUCAAAGAUUUGUCCAGUUAUAUAUCAACAACCAACUCAACAACAACAAUCACAUCAACCUCAACCAAUUGACCAAAGUUAUAUGUAUCAACCAAACACUUCAACUUCAUCGCUUGAUCCAAUGGACUCGGAAAGCAUUCCAUUGUUUAGCCAGAUUGCUAUGCCUAUUCCAUCGGGAUUGAAUUGUGUCCGUUGUAUGGGUUCUGUCGAUCCACAGAUGUUGCUAAGUUGCAUUCAUUGUCAUGUCCACUUCCAUCGUUACUGCGUGUUUGGUCCAGAGCAACAGAAUCACCUUCAGCCACAACAAUGGAUCUGUAUGCAUUGUCAAAACAUCCAAACUGACUUUGGUCUGAUUCCAACCACCACUUCCAACACCGCUACCAACUGGAUGAACAUACCAAUGCCAAUGGUAGAUCAACAACAAAUCAAUAACAAUACAAAUCUUGAUCUUCAACAAAUCAAACAAGAAAUGAAUGUUUCUCCAAACAACAACAAUAGUAGUAGUGAUUCAGAGGUGUCCGAUAGUGAGAAUGGUGAUGAUUCUUCAGAUGAAGAAGAGGAAGACGAUAUUCAACCAUUGUCCAGACAAAUGAAAGACAACAACGAUGAUGACGACGACGAUGAAGAUGAAGAUGAAGAGGACGAUAGUCAACCAACCUCUACAGAGUCAUCGCCACGCAAUCAGACAACUCCACGUGAAGGAAAAUCAAAGGGUCACUGGACAAAGGAAGAGGACGAAAUGUUGAGAGCACUCGUCGAGAAGUAUGGAACCAAACGAUGGAAGUACAUUGCCUCGCUGCUCGGUCUUCGUAACGGUCGUCAGUGUCGUGAGCGUUGGUCCAACCAACUGGACCCAGGAAUCAAACGUGAUGCAUGGACUCUCAACGAGGACAAGAUCAUCUUGGAAGCACACGCCAAAUUCGGAAACAAAUGGGCAGAGAUUUCCAAACUCCUACCUGGAAGAACAAAUUGUGCAAUCAAGAAUCACUGGAACUCAACAAUGAAGAGAAAGAUCAGUAAGAAGCAAUAUGACAUCUCACUACUCUCUCUAGAGUCACCAAGACCAUCACACUCAUCUUCUCCACCCUCACAAUUUGUACAAAGUAAUAACAACAACAAUUCAACGAUUAUCAACAACAACAACAACAAUAACAAUAUUAUUUCAAAUUCAUCUGAGCAAGCAGUUGAUCAAUAUGCAACUGCUGAUCAGCACAGAAUGAAUCAUUCACCACGUGUUGACAUGUUAUCAACUACAAGUACCACUACCACAACAACAACAUCAUCAUCCUCCUCAAAUAUUAAUAGCAAUAACAACAAUAAUAAUGUUCAACUCGUUAAAAAAGUUGGACUCACUCUCCCCUGUUACAUUUGUGAAUCGAUCACAUAUCUGCCACCAAAGGGAUCGGACUCGACCAACAAACAACAUAUCCUCAGUCAGGAGCACUGUAAUUAUUUCGAUUUGCCAUUCCCCGUUGGUCUAGGCGAGAAGAAACAGUACUGCAUGUGUCACGCACACUACAACUCGUAUCGACGAAGACAAGCAUCCAAGUGUGGCGCCGGUAUCAAUCCAGUGGUUCCACCCUUGGAUUUCACACGAAAGGAAGACGAGACCAUCUUGGCAUUUCGUAGCAGACGUGAAUGGCCAGAUCUAAACGAUAUCCUCAUGAUGAAGAACGAAAACACCAAAAGUGAUACAAUGAAAAUCGAUUUAACUGUACUUUACGAUAUACUUUUGGAAACAAGUUCAUUACCCAUAGAAGAAUGUUAUCAGAAAAUAUAUGAAGUAUUAAAUAUUAAAGCAAAAUCAAAGAAAUCAAGUACUUCUUCUGCUGGUUCCUCUUCUUUACUUGUUAACAAUAACAACAACAAUAAUAGUAGUGGAAAUUUGGACAAUGAUUUAGUCAAUAAGAAAUUGAUAAAAAAUAAUAUCAAAUUCAAGAUUAAGAAUCUGUUGGUCACAUUCCCACAUCUCAAGUUCUACGGUUCCAUCAAGGACUUCCAAUUACAACGUCUUCAAAAAGUACCAGAGAUUCUCUUGGUCAAAGACAAUGAGCAUUUGAGAAUGAAAUUCUUGGAAUCAUAA
Heterostelium album PN500 is the source of this 3267-nucleotide messenger RNA. RefSeq names its product myb domain-containing protein (gene mybAA). The record is from RefSeq and is a predicted model, not a curated record. The transcript has 2 exons. The coding region runs from base 1 to 3267 and encodes 1088 amino acids. Lineage: Eukaryota; Evosea; Eumycetozoa; Acytosteliales; Acytosteliaceae.